CCUUUCCCUUUAGCUCCCGGCGGGCGGCAGCCUCUCGCUGGCUCGCAACUUUGGGGAGUUUCAGGCAGCCGCAGCGGCGGCAGCAACCCCGGGCGCAGGAAACGUCUCGGCCGGCUGCGGUUGCUUCUCCCCGGCUCUCUUCAUUGCUCUGCUGAAGGUAAUGAGAUGCCCUAAGAUCCCAGAUGUACCAUAUGAGAAGUCUGGAACGUGUUGAGGACUCUACUUCCGGCAAGCAUAAGGGGAAACAGGACCAGAGGGUAACCUACCACAGAAAGCCACCCAGCUGCGUGUGCCAGACCCACUGCUCAAGUCAGUGAAAUGCAGUGAUAUCCGGUCUCCAUCUUGACCCACAUAGAAAAAACAAGCAAGACUGAAAUACCGAAGAUGCCUCCAGAAAUGGCCUCUUCUCCCCAGACGCUGGCUCACAAACGGAGCAGCACCCAGAGGUGAACUUAUCUGCCUUGCAGCCCAGGCUCUGGGCUCUCCAACCUGACACGUCAACCUCCAGCUGAGAAAGGAGUCUGUCUAGGAAAAGAACUAGAAUCAACUGAGAGGCACAUUUUUUAAUCACCAGUUACUUUAAUGACCAUCCGCAGAGCCACCGAGUGAAAGGAAGGAGCUAGGCGGCGCGUCCCGGGCGUCAUGGUCCACCUGCUCGCCUCCGAAGUACGGCAGCUACUUCACAACAAGUUCGUGGUCAUCCUGGGGGACUCGGUCCAGAGGGCCGUGUACAAGGACCUGGUGCUCCUGCUGCAGAAGGACUGUCUGCUCACACUCAGCCAGCUCAAGGCCAAGGGAGAGUACAGCUUCGAGCAGGACGAGCUGGUGCAGGGGGGCAAGCAGGGCCGCAUGCAUAACGGCACCCACUACCGCGAGGUGCGCCAGUUCUGCUCCGGCCAGCACCUGGUGCGCUUCUACUUCCUGACGCGCGUGUACUCCGACUACGUGGAAGCCAUCCUGGAGGAGCUGCAUUCGGGUGAGCACGACCCGGACCUGGUCAUCAUGAACUCCUGCCUCUGGGACCUCACCAGGUACGGGGAGGACUCCUGGCCGAACUACCUGCAGAACCUGGAGAGCCUGUUUGGGCGCCUGCGCCAGGUGCUGCCCGAGUCGUGCCUCCUGGUUUGGAACACGGCCAUGCCCGUGGGCAACAACAUCAAUAGCGGCUUCCUCCCGCCCGAGCUCCGACCCGCGGCCUCCACACUGAAAACCAACGUGAUUGAGGCCAACUUCUACAGCUCUGUCGAGGCCCAAAAGCACGGCUUCGAUGUGCUGGACUUGCACUUCCACUUCCGCCGCCACACAGGGAAGUACCUGCAGCCCGACGGGGUGCACUGGAACGAGCGAGCGCACCGGCAUCUCUCCCAGCUUCUGCUGGCCCACGUGGCCGACGCCUGGGGGGUGGAGCUGCCCCAGCGUGACCCAGUGGGCAAGUGCAUCAAGGAUGGCCCCGCGAGGGGAGGACCUGGCCGGAGACUUGAGAGGCAGCGUCCGGCCUGCAGAGAUCAACCGGCCUUCCCUCCUCCGCACCGACCCUUGCCUCUGCCUGGGUGCUGCCCCCUGCUCCCCACGCCAUCUCCCCGCCCACCCCAGUUCCCACUUCUGCCCCCAAAACCCCGUCCCAUCCCCCUUCAGCAGGUGACACCCCCGUUCCUUGUCUGUCCCCAAGAUGCCGAUUUUUCUUCAGACCGUCCUUUCCAAUCGGAUCAGUUCUCCUUGAACCAUUUCCAUUCAGAUAUUCUCCCAUCUACCCAGACAGAAUUUGCCUUCGAUGGUGACUUUAUGUUUAGUCCCCAGCCGCCUAGGCCCCCCUUCCCCCAACCCUGUUAUCAGCAGCGGGCCCCUGUGGUCCAUAGGGGUUUUCCCCGGUAUUGUCCCCGUGGCCCCUACUUGCCCUGGAGAGGGCGGCCCAGAAAUUCCAAGAGAAGGGCCCCAGCCUAUAGAGAGCCAAGGCCUCAAUAGACUGACUUGGGUGCCUUCCUCCUCAUGCACAUGGACUGGACAGAUCGUCCGACUCUCCCCAGACAGACUGACCUUGUUAACUGAAGCCUUUGGUCCAUUGCUGUUAUCAAUAAUGGCAGGGAAGGGCAGUCUGA
Messenger RNA from Globicephala melas (long-finned pilot whale), 2096 nucleotides. It is a transcript of the gene PCED1B, whose product is annotated as PC-esterase domain containing 1B. NCBI's taxonomy places the organism in Eukaryota, Metazoa, Chordata, Mammalia, Artiodactyla, Delphinidae. The record is from RefSeq and is a predicted model, not a curated record. Gene Ontology annotation, molecular function: hydrolase activity, acting on ester bonds.